AUGGCUAACAUCCGAAAAACACACCCCCUUCUUAAAAUUAUUAAUGGAGCAUUUAUUGAUCUUCCAGCACCCUCUAACAUCUCCGUAUGAUGAAAUUCUGGCUCACUCCUUGGCCUCUGCCUAAUCACACAGAUUCUAACAGGAUUAUUUCUCGCAAUACACUACACAGCUGACAUCUCAACAGCCUUCUCCUCCGUCGCCCACAUCUGUCGAGAUGUUAACUACGGAUGACUAAUUCGAAACAUUCAUGCAAACGGAGCCUCCUUUUUCUUCAUCUGCCUCUACCUUCACGUAGCCCGAGGCAUAUACUAUGGCUCAUACCUCUACAAAGAAACCUGAAACAUCGGAGUAGUUCUCCUACUCCUAACUAUAAUAACCGCCUUCGUAGGAUAUGUGCUCCCAUGAGGACAGAUAUCCUUCUGAGGGGCCACCGUAAUUACCAACCUUCUUUCCGCCUUCCCCUACAUCGGGGACACCCUAGUACAAUGAAUCUGAGGUGGUUUCUCAGUAGACAACGCCACCCUAACCCGAUUCUUCGCCUUCCACUUCCUUCUGCCAUUCGUAAUUGCAGGCGCAAGCAUAAUCCACCUCCUAUUCCUUCAUCAAACAGGAUCAAACAACCCAACAGGAUUAAACUCAGACGCAGACAAAGUACCAUUUCACCCAUAUUUUUCAUACAAAGACCUACUCGGAUUCAUCCUGAUACUAAUCGGACUCACCGCCAUUGCACUCUUUUCCCCAAACCUCUUAGGAGACCCAGACAACUUCACACCCGCCAACCCCCUCGUCACACCCCCACACAUCAAGCCAGAGUGAUACUUCCUCUUUGCCUACGCCAUCCUCCGAUCCAUCCCCAACAAACUAGGUGGGGUACUGGCCCUACUUUUCUCCAUCCUAGUACUAAUACUAGUACCAAUCCUCCACACCUCCAAACAACGAGGAAACACAUUCCGACCACUCUCCCAAAUCCUCUUCUGAACCCUAGUAGCUGAUAUGUUAGUACUCACAUGAAUCGGGGGCCAACCAGUCGAACACCCAUUCGUCCUAAUCGGACAAGUUGCCUCCACGAUCUAUUUCGCCCUAUUCCUAGUUGCUCUCCCCCUAACCGGUUGACUAGAAAACAAAAUCCUAAACUGAAACU
Molecule: messenger RNA, 1141 nt
Organism: Polyodon spathula (Mississippi paddlefish)
Lineage: Eukaryota; Metazoa; Chordata; Actinopteri; Acipenseriformes; Polyodontidae
Source: the annotation of a RefSeq genome assembly